CAAGCCAGUCUGAGAACAGACAGAUGGUGGAUUUAAGAGCCUCUGCAUUUUAUUUUCAGAACGUAGCAAAUGCGAGCCCUAGGGCAAGAAUGAAAUAUGAUAACUGUUCUUUAAUUGCCUUGCUCGAUCUAAAACAAACUAAUCGCUGUCAUUAUAAUUGCCCACCAUCCUCCAUAUUAUACGCGACAAAACUCCUCCAUAUCAUAAUUGACAAAAGCCAUUAGGCAAUUGGUGAAUUUCUACACUUACAGUCGCAUUUGAAAAGAGAACUGUAUUGAGGAACUGUGGAUAAAAAAAAUCUAACACGAUGGAAUGUGUGCCUGGUGAAAAAAUACCCGACACAACCGACUAUGAUCCCCAUGUUGUUGAGAACUACACAGCUCUAUCCCUACCUGAACCUAUACCAACGUGGGAAAUAACAGUGAAAAUCAUUCUUUAUUCCGCUGCUUUCUUCUGUGACAUCAUCGGAAACAGCAUUGUCGUCCUGGUUAUCGUUCUGAACAAGAACAUGAGGUCCACUACCAACGUGCUGCUUAUGAACCUGGCCAUGAGCGAUAUUUUGGUGGGAUGUUGCUGCAUGUGGAUCCAUCUGGGAAACUCCAUCACAGAGGAAUGGCCAUUUAGUGAGAGCGCCUGCAAGGUUAACACAUUCAUGCAAGUUAUGGCCGUAACAUCGAGUGUCCUAACGCUUACUGCCAUCUCCGUAGAACGUUUCUUCGCGAUCGUGUUCCCUUUGAAACGCAAAAAAUCGCCCACCGUUAUUGCCGUUGUGGUCUCCAUUAAUUGGCUUCUAGCUAUAGGGAUAGCACUACCGCAGCUGGUCGUUAGAAGGAGGUUCGAGUACUAUUGGAAAAAUCGCCACGAGGUUUGGUGCACGGAAGAUUGGCCCAAGGUGUAUGACGAGUAUUGUCAAGCGGUCAUGCCUGCACGAAAAAUAUAUUACACCGUAGUUGUUGUAAUAAUGUACUUUAUACCGAUUUUUGUGAUGGUGUGUGCGUACUCUGUGAUUUGUGUGAAGAUGAUACAGCGAAAACGCCCGGGGACGAUAGUUCCUUCCUCACGACUGGCGCAGGACAGAGCAAGGAAAAAGGUGAUAAAAAUGUUGAUAGCGGUGCUGGUUGCGUUCAUCGUUUGCUGGACCCCACAACAAUCGCUUAUAUUGUGGGACAUGUACCGAUCACGUACCGCUGCCGUCAACCCGAUACCAGAUUACGUUCUUAAGAUAGAGUACGUGGCGAUCUACAUUGCCUAUUGUAACAGCGCACUCAACCCGAUCUUGUACGGAGGUUUUAAUGAAAACUUUAGGAAAGGCUUCAAUGACGCUUUCAAGUGUACGCUUUGGAAAAGAAGGAAUGUCGUUUCACCAGCCGCCGAAACAAAUCUACACCAAAGGCGGCUACAACAACAAAAACAGCAACAUCAUCAACAACAACUAGAACAACAGCAGGACUCGGCCAGCACCACCCAGGCUCAAACCUGCCGCAGUCCCGUCUUUACUUCAACCAUCUGACGAUUGUUUAUCAGAAACAUUCUUAAAUAUUUCAGCUAAGUGCUGUCUUGGACCUAUCAAUCAGUCAGUUAUUACACGCACGAAUGUUGUGUUCGGAAGGGUUUUAGUUUAUUCCUGGCAGAUUGCUGAUUAUUGCUAUUGAUGCUACCAUCUGGGUGGGCGCAGGUCAUAUCUCUUGACCAAUGUAUGUCUUGGGACAUUGUCUUGAUCUCCGGCACACUACUUACUAAUAUUCUUUAAAUAUUUUCAUGAACAUAUUCUUUAAUACUAUAGAAUACAAGAAAUGAUAGGCCACGAAAAUACCUUAGUAAUUUCUCAAUGUCAAUCUUCGCUCAUUAUUUAAAAAAACGGCAUGGAAUUAAUCAGAAUGAUACAUUUGUGGUUUUCAAAGCGAAGUAUGUUUUUUAUAUUUAUUUGAUCAACAUCUUUGCUGCUUAUUAUUCUAAAGGAAAGAAAUUCUAGCUCAAACAAAUGCACUUGAAUAAUACUUUUAAAGAAACAGAUUGUACUCAAUAGUUUUAAGCAUACAUUCAAAGGCCUAAUUCAGGUAUAUACAUGUAGUGGACCUGUCACGAGUCCCACAUCCACAUUUUAUUCAACGGGUUUAGGAAAUUUGUGGACCUUUUAGGCGAGCUUCCUAAUAUAUUUUCUGGACGAGUUCAUUAAAAUUACGCAUAAUUAGAUUGGAACUCUUUUUAUCAUAUGUCAUCCCCAAUCUCCUACGCAGUGAUCUCCCCUGACAAGCAGAGUACAUGUCUGCCAACAUGAGCGAGUAUAGAUGGAUUUAAGCUAUAUAAACUGUAUAACUGUUUUUAUUCCUUCUCUCUGUUUGGCCAGUUUUUAUCAAAUUUCAUUGAUUACGGUGCAUUGAGGUUAAAAUACAAAACCUAUUUAAUAUUUAUGAUAAUUUACAAUCAUUUCUGAUAUAAUAGAUGGUCACGUGAUUUGCAUAGUGGCAGUUAUUGCUGUACUGUAUCACAAAUUUACAAUGCAAUAUUAUUUCCCGCGCUAAGGUACGCGCAUUGCAGAAAUGUAAGACCCGGAAUGAUCAAAAGCAGGAUGUACAUUUGAUCAUUUUAUUUACGUUUUUUUAGUUGUAUGCAUACUGAGAUUAUCUCCAGUAAGACUCACAAGAUAAACACUAUGCCUUGAACGAAAUUUGCUUUAAACUGUGAAGUACUAACACACGUAGUUUGAUGACGUCAUCAUUUUGUGAUGUGCCCAUGACGUCAUUUUUUGUUUUAAUUUUCACUUCAGAGUAUUUACA
Mya arenaria is the source of this 2777-nucleotide messenger RNA. Its product is annotated as neuropeptide FF receptor 2-like. Gene Ontology annotation, cellular component: membrane. Bases 308 to 1510 code for a protein of 400 amino acids. NCBI's taxonomy places the organism in Eukaryota, Metazoa, Mollusca, Bivalvia, Myida, Myidae. Gene Ontology annotation, biological process: G protein-coupled receptor signaling pathway. The transcript is spliced from 6 exons. The record is from RefSeq and is a predicted model, not a curated record. Gene Ontology annotation, molecular function: neuropeptide Y receptor activity.